UUGAUAGAUCUGACCCGUUUCCUUGCCCUCGCUGUGUUUGUUGUACUAGGGGUAGGAGUGUACUACCACGCUGUCCUGUGGCCGGAUCACACGACUCUAUGGAAUGGCGAUUGGGUCGACUGGAGAAUCUGGAAGAUAAUUUAUUAUCCUUACUGGCAGUUACAAGGGGAGUCUAACAAUAAAUAUCUGGAAGGAGGUAUUCUAACAAGCUGUACUAACGUGACGAGCGUCUGGGAGGCGGACCCGUCCAUUGACCGCUGUCCUGAGAAGGACUGGACUGUGUCAGCCAUAUCCGCCAUCUACAUACUGUUCUCAAACCUGGUCUUAGUGAAUUUGGUUAUUGCCAUGUUUAGUAAUACCUUUACAAGAGUUCUCGAGAAUUCUGAAACCUACUGGAGAUUUAACACAUGCACUGUAAUCAACGACUACGUGUGGAGAAUUCCAUCUCCCUUCAAUCUUCUUCUACCGUAUCGAUUCUGCUGCUGCUUUAAAAGGAACAGGGGAUGUAGAGAAAAAAUUAGAGGAUGUUUUAACAAAGUACAGGAACUGGAGUUUGCCAAAGAACAAAGAAUUUAUCGAAUCCAUCUCCAGCGGAACACUGCAUUUGAAAUAUUCAAUAGAAUGUGAAAGAAGACAGGAUUUUUCAAUAAAUAAUUUUGAUGUACUUAUUCACCAACAUAAAUUGUUUACAGUACAACAGACUAAUGAAAUUAAUACAGU
Saccostrea cuccullata (small rock oyster) is the source of this 720-nucleotide messenger RNA. RefSeq names its product transient receptor potential cation channel subfamily M member-like 2. The record is from RefSeq and is a predicted model, not a curated record. Gene Ontology annotation, molecular function: ligand-gated calcium channel activity. Gene Ontology annotation, biological process: calcium ion transmembrane transport. Gene Ontology annotation, cellular component: plasma membrane. NCBI's taxonomy places the organism in Eukaryota, Metazoa, Mollusca, Bivalvia, Ostreida, Ostreidae. The annotation marks the transcript as partial. The transcript has 4 exons.